This is a messenger RNA of Pediculus humanus corporis (human body louse), 3264 nucleotides long. RefSeq lists its product as uncharacterized. The record is from RefSeq and is a predicted model, not a curated record. The transcript has 6 exons. The coding region runs from base 1 to 3264 and encodes 1087 amino acids. Lineage: Eukaryota; Metazoa; Arthropoda; Insecta; Psocodea; Pediculidae.
AUGAUCAAAUUAGAAUCUCAAAUAUAUUUUUACAAAUACGAAAAAGAUUUAAAAAAAUCUAAAGGAGAAAAUCCCGACAAAACAACAAAUCAACAAACGAAAUCCCAACCACAGGACAAAGAAGAUGAUUCGAAAUUGAAAAAAUUCAUUUCCGUCGAUAUUGUACCCAAGAAAAAUUUAUUAAAAGACGAACAGAAUGAUGAUGAUAAUAAAGACGACAAAAACGACGAAAACGACGAAGACAACGACCAAAUUCAAUGUUUUCAAGAUUUUUUAAAAAAUGAAAUUUUACGUGAAAAAAAUUUACUCAAAUUGUUGGAAUCUCUCACGAACAUGAAUAAUAUUUUAGAAUCCGGACGACCUCUCCUUCUAGAAGACGUUUCGAAAAUAGAUAACGAAUACAUGAAAUCCAUAUUGAAUUUAUUAGAAAAUACCGGGGUUGCGACGAUUGAAAAAAACGCGACAGGAAAAGGUAAAAAGAAAAAAUUAGAACCCGUUCGGAUUUUACACAAAAAUCCGGAAAUCAGUCAGAGUAAAACUUUGAUUGAUGACUGCGAAGCGACCCCCUCGAACCCCGUAAAAAAAAAUCAAAUGAAAAAAACCAUAUCGAAUUGUAAAAGAGAGGAAAAGUACAACAAAAUCGAUAGAAUGAGUAGCGAAAAAGCAAUCAGAGCACCCAAAUUGGAAAACGUCGACAACAAAAAGAAAAGGGGUUUGACGAAAAAUUUCAAAAAGAAAGAAAAUUCGAAUAAAAUCGAAAUACCUUUCAACGACGAAACGGAAAAGGUUACGGAGAUUUGGAGGAGUAAAAUCAAACCUUCCGACACGACCGUCGUUAGCCGAUCAUCAAAUUCUCUCGAUUUGGAAAGUGAAAAACUCGACCCUGAAUAUUUCGGUAUCAAAUCCUACGAAAUGUUAAGAAAAACUGUCGAAGUCGAACUUCAAAGAAUUUGUAAAAGUUCGUUGAAAUCUUGGAACGGCGAUGGUUUACUACCGGAAAAUAAAAUGGAAGCCGGAAAAACAAACAACGAUACUAAUGUGGAUAAGACGUCACGUGACGUUGACAAAAUUAAAAAUUCCAUAUUGAUCGAUAAAAAAUUAUGCCCCCUGACGUUGUCGGAAGUGAAAAAACUUGAAAAAAGAUCGGGAAACAAAUUAAAUUUAACGACUAUUAAAAAACCCGGAAAAGGAGACAAAUCAAUUCCGAAAAGGAGUGAAAGAAAAUUAAUUUCGAAAACGAAUAAAAUCGAAUUCGAUAAAAAAAACGAUCCGAGUGAAAUCGUCAAGGAUUGGUCAAUUGUUAAAAGGUUGGAACAAGCUUUCCUCGCUCUGAGUACUCCACCCUUUCCCGAUAAAAAAUUUAAAAAUACGAAAUUUUCCCAAAGUCUACCACCGGAAAUAAGAUCGAAUGAAAGGUUAGCCGAAGGUACGAGUCGGGAAGUUUCGGUGAAAAAAUUAUUCGGUAAAAAUAAUUUAUCCGACACUCGUUACGUAAACGAAAAUAUAAAUUCGUCCAAUUGCGAACGUGAAGUUUCCGGUUCGAAAGUAUCAUCGACGUCGAAAAAAAUCCGGAAAGUUAUUACGGAUACGAAAAAACAAAAUCCUAACUUGGAAAAAAAUAUAAAGAACCUUAAUAACGGUGAUACUUGCGGACGACAAAAAUCGGAAUCACUCCAAGGUACGACCGGAAAUAAAACCGACAUUUAUGAAGAAAGCGUGACUCACUUGGAAAAUGUUUACAGAAAAAAAUCAACCGACAUUGAUAAACAAAAAUCCAAUUAUUUAAAAAAUGACGUGACGAGUGACAAGCAUGUAUUCGAAACAUUUGUUAAAAACCUGGAAAAUAAUAAAAAAAUGGAGUCUUCGAAAAGUGACGACGUCGACGCCGUUCAAAUCAAAAAACGUUGCGAUGAUUCCAUAUCGACGAAAACGAAAGGAACGUCUAACGCCACGAUCAAACUUAAAAAACCGACCGAAUCGGAAUCGAAACAUUUUUACACAUCAUCGAAAAAUUUGAAAAUUCAAAACGUUCAAAAUGAUUUGGUCGAUAAAAUUAGCGAAACAUCCAAACUUGUCCAGCAAGAAACGUUAAAAAAAAAAUUACACGGUCAUCAGGGUAAAAGACAAGCGAUAAAAGUUCAAAAUUUGAAACCUUCCGACGAACUCGAAUUGAAAAAUUUCCCCGAAACUCACAGGCACGUGAAAAAUCCUAACGAAAACGCGCCGAGAUCGAAAACCUCCGGCCGGAAAAUGUCGCCGCUCAAUCAAACCAUGGUAUUCAAACCUAAAGAAAAAUCUACCGUGACGUCAUCACCGGAAAAAAUAAAAUCCUCCGAAUCGAUAAUUAAAUUUAAAACUCUCGAAAGCGAAUCGUUCGAUAAAAUCGAGUCGAAGGAUAAAAAAAUUUUCUUCGAUAAAAUCCCUUUGAAAAAAUUAACGGAACGUCACAAUCGGAAUCCUCCGUUACGAGACCCGAAGGAAAACGAAGAAGAACGCAUACCUUACGAACCGGAAAAUGUUUUGUACGAAUCGAAAACUUCGAGAACCGUCGAAGAAAAUUCAUCGCGCGAAUCCAUAGAAUUGAAAAGAGGGAAGAAAAUAACCGGAAGUAAUAAAUACGAUUGGGAAAAUAAUUUGAAUGAAUAUCGUCGGAUAGUGAGAGACAUAUUGGGUCAAUACGAAAGAACGAAAGAUUACCUAAAACAAGACAACAAUUUGAAGGAAGUCGAGAGUUCGUCGAAUUGGUACAAAUAUCCGGAAGUUAAAAAAUCGGACGGAAGUGAAUGCGACGAAAAGGCAAAUCUUUCCGCUUACAGAAAUAAUAUUUUAUGGCAAUUCACUAAAAAUCCCGUCACGGAAAAUAAAAUUAAAUCGAAAAAAAAAAAUUUACAAAUCGUAUCGAAAUUAAAUCGGGAUUCGGAUUUACUAGACGUCAAAGAUUAUCCCGUGAACGUUUGCAACGUGUUAAAUUCGCAUUUGUACGUUGAUAAGAAAAAAUUGAAAAAAAAACUCGCGGAAAACGUUCGAUCGUUUUACCGUUAUUUCAGUGAGGAAAACGUUCGAACGGAUGAUGCGAACGUUCAACUAUCCAUAGAUAAACUUCACAGAAUGAAUUCUCAUCCUAAUUCGAAUAAAAUUCGAAUGCGAUCGAAUAAUACGACGACAGAACGGGUAGUACCGAGUACCGAGUACCGAGUACCGAGUAUUAUUCGCAUCACAAUUAAUUUAUUCACAAGUACCUGUUUUAUUAGUACCCGAAAAUAA